AUGCUCCUAGCUGCCGAAGAAAAUGCAGUCCCGAUUCUUGCGAGUAUCUACAACGAAUGUCUCAAAAACGAAAGAACUUCGACUUCGAUGUCAGACUCAAUAGUCCGCCUACUUCACAAGAAAGGGAGCUGCCUUGACAUCGGAAACUACCGACCUGUAGCCUUGAUGUCGACUAUCCACAAAAUCUUCACCUCCAUCCUAAGAAGACGGGCAGAACGGUCUCUGGAAGAAGCACAACCUAUCGAACAAACGGGAUUCCGACCUGGAUACUCGACCUCAGAAAACACACUGGUCGUCUCCGAAAUGAUCCAGAAGUCACACGAAUAUCGCUUCCCAUUAUUUUUGAUGUUCAUCGAUUAUAAGAAGGCGUUCGAUAGCGUGGAAUUCGGAUCCCUUUGGACGGCUCUAAGCGAAUUUGGCGUUCAUUCGAAAAUAGUUAACACGCUCAAGAACAUCUACGACGAAGCGAAAGUGUCUGUCCGAAUCCGCGGGCACGACGUCCCAGUACAAAUUGGAAGAGGCGUGCGGCAAGGCGACACUAUUUCGCCCAACCUUUUCAACGCUACUCUUGAGCAUGUAUUUCGAAGACUCGACUGGAGUGAACAUGGGAUCUCCGUUAACGGGACGCCUCUCACACACCUCCGGUUUGCUGACGACAUCGUUUUGUUCGCUUCAAGUUCGAAGAAAUUAGAAGAAAUGGCAAACCAACUAGCCACUGAGAGCAAGAAAUCCGGCUUGAUCAUCAACUUCUCGAAAACGUAUAUCAUGUCAAACCGAGCGAAGAGAAGAGUAGAAGUAGACGGAAAAGAAGUAUCAUAUGUUGACCAGUUCACAUAUCUCGGAACGCAUCUUCAUUUCGCGGAAGGUUUCAAAACGGAACUACUCCGCAGAAUCCAAUCUGCAUGGGCAGUUUUCCACAAGUUUUCUAUAUAUCUGACGAAGAAAACAACACCUCUCAAGAACAAAGUCAAAAUAUAUCAAGCUUGUAUAGAACCUGCGCUCUUAUACGGAUCAGAAGUCUGGACCCUCAAGAAAACAGAGAUGAACAUGCUAGCCACAGCGCAGAGGAAGAUGAUGAGAAGAAUGCUUGGUGUGACUCUAAUGGAUAGAAGACCAAACAGUUGGCUUCACGAAAUGUUAAAGAUGCGUGAUGCUCGAAUGGUUGCAACAAGAAGAAAAUGGUUCUUCGCAAAGAAAAUCGUGACGGGAGAAGAAACGUGGGCAAAGAAGAUCGUAGAAUGGCGGCCCUGGGAAAAGAAAAGAUCUGUUGGACGACCACGAGCACGUUGGCGAGAUGACUUCCGAAGCGUUCUUGGGGAGAAUUGGUCGACCGUUGCGCGCAACAACAAGGAGCUCUUCAAAUCUACCAUGAUUCAGCAGAGCCUUUUUUUGAUUUCUCUGAUGUCUGAAUAA
Caenorhabditis auriculariae is the source of this 1413-nucleotide messenger RNA. The record is from the annotation of a GenBank genome assembly. Lineage: Eukaryota; Metazoa; Nematoda; Chromadorea; Rhabditida; Rhabditidae.